Messenger RNA from Electrophorus electricus (electric eel), 1357 nucleotides. RefSeq names its product mediator complex subunit 21 (gene med21). Gene Ontology annotation, cellular component: mediator complex. Gene Ontology annotation, biological process: regulation of transcription by RNA polymerase II. The record is from RefSeq and is a predicted model, not a curated record. Lineage: Eukaryota; Metazoa; Chordata; Actinopteri; Gymnotiformes; Gymnotidae. Gene Ontology annotation, molecular function: transcription coregulator activity.
AACAUCGCUCAACUAUGGCGGACAGGCUAACGCAGCUCCAAGAUGCUGUCAAUUCCUUGGCUGAUCAGUUUUGCAAUGCUAUCGGAGUGCUGCAGCAGUGCGCUCCGCCUGCUUCCUUCAGCAACAUCCAGACGUCGAUCAACAAAGACCAGCCAUCUAACCCCACAGAAGAGUAUGCGCAGCUUUUUGCCGCGUUGAUUGCGAGAACGGCUAAAGAUGUUGACGUGCUGAUCGACUCUCUGCCUAGUGAAGAAUCUACAGCGGCACUACAGACUUGUGCGUUUUUUAACAAGGCUGCAAGCCUCAAGCAGCUGGAGGAAGAGAAUCAUGAAGCUGCAACACGGCUGGAGGAGGUGGUAUACCGAGGAGACUUACUGCUGGAGAAGAUCCAAAGCGCCCUGGCUGACAUCGCCCAGUCCCAGCUCCGCAUGCGCAGCGGCCCCGCCAGCCAGCCUGCAGCCCCUGAAUCUUGACUCAGACUAAUUCAGAGCAUCUAUGGACUAUGUGACGCAUACUGCAGGGACUUUUAUAUCUGAUGUUCAUUUGUGAUCCAUGAGGCGCACCCAUUGCAUGGAAACACUCAUUGACAUUUUGACUGUGAAAAGUACAGUUGGCAGUGCUCCACUGCGGAGAUGCAUGUUGUGGUGGUGUCUGUGUUCAGACCUCAUCUUAGUCACCAAUAAGACAAUACUUGUUAGAAGUAAAUAUUAGUUAAGGGUCUGUUUGUUUACGAUUACCACCACAUGGAGUAUAAACUCACCCAUUCCAUACAGGAGACAAAUGGUAAAGUUGGAAGUGUUAAAGCUAAUUUACUUUUUUUUUUUUUUUGUCCAAACUCAAGUCUAUAUCUAUAUAACAUUGUCAGUUUGUUUUGAAAAUCUCUGCCAAACCUGUUUUCAUACAGUGUAAUUUACAUACAUGUGUGCAGUGUUCCUUAUCUUUGCCUUCUUACUAAUAGCUGUGGCAGGAGAGUGCAGAUUUUGUAUUUUGUAAAAUAUAGAACCAUAUUAAGAUUAAAUCAUAUGAACUGCACUGUAAAAUCACUGGGAUUUGUGAAGAUAUUUUAUUUUCUUCAGAAUAUUUACAAAAUUCUCAAGAUUUCUACUCAUGAUGCUAGGGAAAAUAGUAAGGGCUUCUGAGUCUAAUGUUUACAAAGAGUGACAUCUUAAAUGAUGCCUUUAAAUGUAGCUCUUUGUCAUUCACUAUUGGCCUGUGAAUACAUGAUUCCUUAAUAUUUUAGAAAAAUACCGUUUUGGAAACCAUUUUUGUGUUCUGUAACCCCUAAUUGUGACCACUUAGGAGUUUCAGUUUAUAAGAGAACAACAUUUUUCUGAUAAAAAAUAAAUAUAUAAAGUUA